Messenger RNA from Rubroshorea leprosula, 1124 nucleotides. The record is from the annotation of a GenBank genome assembly. Lineage: Eukaryota; Viridiplantae; Streptophyta; Magnoliopsida; Malvales; Dipterocarpaceae.
CAGUUUCAGCGGAAAAGCAGAACGAGAUCUCAGAGAAGAAAAUGACGACUCCCGACGAAAGUGUUUCCGUGAGGAAGUGGCUUCCUCUCGAAGCCAAUCCUGAUGUCUUGAACAAGUUUCUUCGGAUCAUGGUCUUCCAGAGCGCGAGGCAUGGUGUUUUGAGGUUUUAGGUCUGGAUGAGAAGUACUUGGCAUCGGUCUGGCGGCCUGUACUUGCUGUUUCUUUAUCCAAUAACUUUUCAGACCGAAGAGGAAAGAAUGCUCGAGGAAAAUGAGUUUUGGGUGAGUACAAGGGCAUAAUUAUCACUGUCUAUUUAGUUCUAGAUGUUUGUGUUUGCAUGGAUAUUAUUGGCCAAUUGAUUGGAAAUUGUUAGAGCAUAAAAUUAUUGUAACCUAGUCUAAUGUGUUGAUACCAUCCUAUGGUGAGAAAUAUCAUUGAAAUGUUGGUAAUUAGUUCUUGAAAGUCUUAUCUUGCUUUUGAAUUUAUGUACCAUGGCUGAGAUUUCUUAAUGCUAUUUUGGGUUGUAGGAAGCUGCCAACAAAGUUUUUUUUCAUAACACAAACCGUUGAAAAUGCUUGUGCAACAAUCGGGCUUCUCCAUGCUGUUGCAAAUAUGACUUCAGAAAUCAGUCUAUAAGAAGAAAACUUCAUGACAAUUUUCUAGAGUACAGUAUGAGAUAUUUACAUUUUCUAGAAUCAUGGUUACUAUGGAUGCUGAAGAAUCAUUCUUGGAUAGAUUUUUAAAAACCACUGCAAGCAUGAAUCCAUUUGAGCGUGGAGUAUAUCUUGAAAAUGACAGAGAAAUCAAAGUUUCUCAUUCUGUAGCAGCUACAGCUGGUGAAACAGAAGGAAACUUUAUGAGCUUGAUGGAAGGAAGUCAGGACCAAUACCACAUGGUGCUUCCUCGCCAGACAGCUUAUUGCAGGAGGCCGUCAAGUUCAUACAACGCAUGAUCCAGAAACACCCAGGCUCACUCAACUACAAAGUUAUUGCGAUUUCAAAAUGGUCGUAGGUGCAUAACACAGUUGACUACCUAUGUUCAUUCAAUUUCUUCAAACCAAUUAAGUUUUUGAUGUUAAACUCUCCUCGAUAGAGUUAGGAAGCAAAUAUACUCCUAUCCUCUAU